This is a messenger RNA of Suricata suricatta (meerkat), 11780 nucleotides long. RefSeq names its product human immunodeficiency virus type I enhancer binding protein 3 (gene HIVEP3). The record is from RefSeq and is a predicted model, not a curated record. The coding region runs from base 751 to 7929 and encodes 2392 amino acids. The transcript is spliced from 7 exons. Gene Ontology annotation, biological process: regulation of transcription by RNA polymerase II. Gene Ontology annotation, cellular component: nucleus. NCBI's taxonomy places the organism in Eukaryota, Metazoa, Chordata, Mammalia, Carnivora, Herpestidae. Gene Ontology annotation, molecular function: DNA-binding transcription factor activity, RNA polymerase II-specific; RNA polymerase II cis-regulatory region sequence-specific DNA binding.
UCCCAAGGCUGGGUGAAGGGAGAAUCACAGGACUCAGCAAUGUAGUGUCCUCCUUGGCCAACUGAUCCCCCUCAGACUCAGUCAUGCCACAGCAUUCCUUCCAUACAUCAGAAGAAGCAAAAUUUACCACUAACUAGUAUUUGGGGGAGGGGAGGCUUUAACAUCCUUGCAUGAAAGGGUCACUAGAAAGAAAGAGCGUGAAUUCCCCUCUGUGGCCGCUGAUCUCCAACACGAGACCAAAGGGGAGCAGGGGCCGGACAGAGCUGCCCGGGGCACCCAGCGUGGCUUCUCUAGUGUGGGGACCAGGGAUGAUCGGGCCAUGCACACAGAUGUCUCCAGCCUCCAACUGUUCGCGUAGCACACAGGGGACUUGUGGGUGGCCACUUGCCACUGCCAACUGAAACAAUAGGAUGGCAAUGUUGACAUCCUUCAUGACGUUUCCACGACAGACAUUCAGGCAGAAAGUGCUGGCGCAUUUUCUGUCUUCAAAGUAGAGGGCCAUGCCUCACCAGUGUGAAUAAUUUGGGCCCCGAUGACCUGCUCUGAGUCCACUCGCAGCCAGUGACACUUGCAAAAAAAUAAAACAAACAAAGAAAAAAAAAAAACUCCCAAAGCCCAUCUUGGGUUUGGCUUCCACAGCUCUUGACCAAUGUGGCCAAAGCCAGACGCCUCCUUAGGACACUUGGAUUUUUCAUAAAUGCAGCCUGCCCCAACCCUCCCUGAAUAGCAUCUGAAGUCUCUGUGGAGGUCAUGGAUCCUGAACAAAGUGUCAAGGGCACCAAGAAGGCUGAGGGAAGUCCCCGGAAGCGGCUGACCAAAGGAGAGGCCGCGCAGGCCAGUGUUUCGUCCAGCACCCCGUACCCAGGCAGCAGCACAGCUGCCCCUCCAGAGGGCCCUCUCCAAGAGCUCCUAGCCCCGCAGCCUUUCCCAGGCCCCUCGCCAGUUCUUAGGGAAGGCUCUCAGGAGAAAACAGGCCCUAAGAGGUCCUCCAUUGACACCUCUGUCCCCAUCUCGAAGCUUCCGCAGCACCCUCUGACACCAGCAUUCAUGUCACCCGGCAAACCGGAGCAUCUCCUGGAGGGGUCCACGUGGCAGCUGGUCGACCCCAUGAGACCUGGACCCUCUAGCUCAUUUGUGACCCCUGGACUCCAUCCUACAAGCCAGCUUCUCCCUUCCCACGCCUCCAUCAUCCCCCCUGAGGACCUGCCUGGCAUCCCCAAAGUAUUUGUGCCCCGUCCGUCCCAGGUCACCUUGAAGCCCCCAGAAGAGGUGCCCAAGAAGGAGAGGAAACCACAGAAGCCCGGCAAGUACAUAUGUCAGUACUGUAGCCGGCCCUGUGCCAAGCCCAGUGUGCUCCAGAAACACAUCCGCUCACACACAGGUGAGAGGCCCUACCCCUGCGGCCCCUGUGGCUUCUCCUUCAAGACCAAGAGUAACCUUUACAAGCACAGGAAGUCCCAUGCCCACCGCAUCAAAGCCGGCCUGGCCUCCGGAGUGGGCGGUGAGAUGUACCCCCAAGGCCUGGAGAUGGAGAGGAUCCCAGGGGAGGAGUUUGAGGAGCCCACCGAGGGGGAAAGCACAGACUCAGAGGAGGAAACGGGCACCACAUCUGCCCACCCUGCAGAGCUCUCCCCCAGGCCCAAGCACCCCCUCUUGUCCAGCAGCUUGUAUAGCUCUGGGAGCCAGGGCUCCAGCCACGACCGCUGUUCCUUGUCCCAGUCCAGCUCAGCCCCGUCACUCGAGGACCCCACUCCAUUCACAGAACCCUCAUCUGAACACCCCCUGAGUCAGAAACCAGAAGACACCCAUACGAUAAAGCAGAAGUUGGCCCUCCGCUUGAGUGAGAGGAAAAAGGUAAUGGAUGAGCAGGCGUUUCUGAGCCCGGGCAGCAAAGGGAGUACAGAGUCUGGGUACUUUUCCCGCUCUGAGAGUGCUGAGCAGCAGGUCAGCCCCCCAAACACCAAUGCCAGGUCCUAUGCCGAGAUCAUCUUCGGAAAGUGCGGGCGGAUCGGGCAGCGGAGUGCCAUGCUGACGGCCACGUCCACGCAGCCCCUCCUGCCCCUGUCCACCGAAGACAAGCCCAGUCUGGUGCCUUUGUCUGUGCCCCGGACGCAGGUCAUAGAGCACAUCACCAAGCUCAUCACCAUCAAUGAGGCUGUGGUGGACACCAGCGAGAUAGACAGCGUGAAGCCGAGGAGGAGCUCACUGUCAAGGCGCAGCAGCAUGGAGUCCCCCAAAUCCAGCCUUUACCGGGAGCCCCUGUCGUCCCACGGUGAGAAAACGAAGCCUGAACAAUCACUGCUGAGCCUCCAGCACCCGCCCAGCACCACCCCCCCUGUGCCUCUGCUGAGAAGCCACUCAAUGCCUUCCGCCACCUGCACCCUCAGUACCUCCCAUCAUACCUUCCGAGGUAGCUACUCCUUCGAUGACCACAUCACCGACUCCGAAACCCUGAGCCGCAGCAGUCAAGUGUUUACCUCCCACCCCCGGAUGCUCAAGCGCCAGCCGGCCAUCGAACUACCUUUGGGAGGGGAGUACAGUUCUGAGGAGGCGGGACCCAGCAGCAAAGACACAGCCUCCAAACCCACAGAUGAGCCAGAACCCAAGGAAAGUGAACUCACCAAAAAGACCAAGAAGGGCUUGAAAACAAAAGGGGUGAUCUAUGAAUGUAACAUAUGCGGUGCUCGGUACAAGAAAAGGGACAAUUAUGAAGCCCAUAGAAAGUACUACUGCUCAGAGCUUCAGAUCACAAAGCCCGUCUCUGCAGGUGCUCACGUGUCCCCAGAAGCUGAGAAGAGUCAGGCUGAGCACGAGCCCUGGUCCCAGAUGAUGCAUUACAAACUGGGGACCACCUUGGAGCUCACUCCGUUGAGGAAGAGGAGGAAAGAGAAGAGCCUUGGGGAUGAGGAAGAGCCACCUGCCUUUGAGUCGACUAAAAGUCAGUUUGGCAGCCCCGGACCGUCUGAUGCUGCUCGGAACCUUCCCCUGGAGUCCACCAAGUCACCAGCAGAACUGAGUAAGUCAGUGCCCUCCCUGGAGGGACCCAUGGGCUUCCAGCCAAGGACUCCCAAGCCAGGGUCUGGUCUAGAGUCAGGGAAGGAGAGGAGAACAACGUCCAAAGAAAUUUCCGUCAUCCAGCACACCAGCUCCUUUGAGAAGUCCGACUCUCUGGAGCAGCCCAGCGGACUGGAAGGGGAAGACAAGGCUCUGGCCCCAUUCUCUUCACCCCCACUGGCCCCACACGGACGCUCCACCCACUCCCUGCAGCCCAGGCUGGUCCGACAACCCAACAUCCAGGUCCCGGAGAUCCUGGUGACGGAGGAGCCUGACCGGCCAGAGACAGAGCCCGAGCCACCUCCGAAGGAACCCGAGAAGACAGAGGAAUUCCAGUGGCCCCAGCGCAGCCAGACACUUGCCCAGCUCCCAGCUGAGAAGCUGCCACCUAAAAAGAAGAGGCUGCGCCUGGCAGAGAUGGCCCAGUCAUCAGGGGAGUCCAGCUUUGAGUCCUCCGCACCCCUGUCUCGCAGCCCCAGCCAGGAGAGCAGUGUCUCUCUGAGCGGGUCCAGCCGCUCCGCCUCCUUCGAAAGGGAUGAGCAUGGAAAAGCUGAGGGCCCUGGGCUCUCAUCUGACACACGCCCCAAACCCUUGGGUACCCACAUGCUGACCGUUCCUAGCCACCACCCGCACGCCCGAGAGAUGCGGAGGUCAGCCUCAGAGCAGAGCCCCAACAUUUCCCAUUCUGCCCACAUGACUGAGACACGCAGCAAAUCAUUCGACUAUGGCAGCUUGUCCUUGACAGGCUCUUCUGUGCCAGCCCCAGCAGCUCCAGCAGCCCCGGCAGCCUCCACAGCCCCACCAGAAAGAAGAAAAUGCUUUUUGGUGAGACAGGCCUCUCUGAGCAGGCCUCCGGAAACCGAGCCAGAGGCAGCCCCCAAGGGAAGACAGGAGAGCGAGGAACCAAAGCCCUCAUGCAGUAAGCCUUCCACCAAAAGCUCAUUGCCCCAGAUUUCCUCAGCAGCCACCUCACACAGUGGGCACCCAGGAGGCAAGAGCCAGGUGCAGGACAGAUCCCAGCUGGGGUCCUCUCCACCCUACACUGAAGCACUUCAGGUGUUCCACCACCCCAUUGCCCAGCUCCCCCUGCAUGAGAAACCCUACCUGCCACCACCCGUCUCCCUCUUCUCCUUCCAGCCCCUCUUGCAGCAUGAGCCAGGACAGUCUUCAGAAUUCUUCUCCACCCAGGCCAUGUCCAGCCUCCUCUCCACCCCGUACUCCAUGCCGCCGCUUCCUCCCUCCUUAUUUCAAGCCCCGCCACUUCCCCUCCAGCCUACCGUUCUGCACCCAGGCCAGCUCCACCUCCCCCAGCUCAUGCCUCACCCAGCCAGCCUCCCCUUCCGGCAGCCCCCUUCAUUUCUCCCCGUGCCGUACCCUGCCUCAUCAGCACUCUCUUCUGGAUUUUUCCUGCCUCUGCAAUCCCAGUUCUCGAUUCCGUUCCCCGGUGAUGUGGAAAGCCAUCUGCCCCAGAUCAAAACCAGCCUGGCCCCACUGGCAACAGGAGCCACCAGCCUCUCCCCGAGCACAGAGUAUAGCAGCGAUGUCCAGCUGUCCCCCGUGGCUCCCCCGGCCAGCUGCUCGGCACCCACAUCAGCCCCUCCACUGACCCUGCCUGCUUGUCCGGACACCAUGGUGUCCCUGGUUGUGCCCGUCCGCAUUCAGACCAACAUGCCGUCCUAUGGGAGUGCCAUGUACACCACCCUGUCCCAGAUCCUGGUCACCCAGUCCCAAAGCAGCUCAGCAACUGUGACUCUUCCCAAAUUUGAGGAGCCUCCAUGCAAAGGGACAACUGUGUGUGGGACGGAUGUGUACGAGGUCCAGCCUGGGUCAGCUGGGGUGAAUGAAGAGCAGACCAGAGGUUUCCCGACUCCAUACUUGAGAGUGCCUGUGACAUUACCUGAUAGAAGAGGCACGUCCCUGUCAUCAGAGAGUGUCCUGAGCCUGGAGGGGAGUUCUUCAACGGUGGGGGGGAGCAAACGUGUCCUUUCACCAGCUGGCAGCCUUGAACUUACCAUGGAAACCCAGCAGCAAAAAAGGGUGAAGGAAGAGGAGGCUUCCAAGGCAGAUGAGAAACUUGAGCUGGUAAAACCAUGCAGUGUGGUGCUCACCAGCACGGAGGAUGGCAAGAGGCCAGAGAAAUCCCACUUGGGCAGCCAAAGCCAGGGCAGGAGGGAGCUAGAAACACUGUCCAGCCUGUCCUCAGAUCCAUCUGACCCAAAGGAAAUCAGUCCCGUUCCUCACUCCUCAUUGUCCCAUGUGACAGCCCCAGGCUCAGAGGCUUUGAAGGAAUAUGCCCAGCCAUCCACUAAGCCUCACCGAAGAGGGCUGCCCUCACUGAGUGUGAAGAAAGAAGAUUCCAAGGAACAACCUGACCUCCCUCCACUGGCACCUUCAAGCUCGCUGCCUCUGUCAGAAACGACCUCCAGACCAGCCAAGUCGCAAGAAGGUACGGACUCAAAGAAGGUACUGCAGUUCCCCAGCCUCCACACGACCACUAAUGUCAGUUGGUGCUAUUUAAACUACAUUAAGCCAAAUCACAUCCAGCAUGCAGAUAGGAGGUCCUCUGUUUACGCUGGUUGGUGCAUAAGUUUGUACAACCCCAACCUUCCGGGGGUUUCCACUAAAGCUGCUUUGUCCCUCCUGAGGUCUAAGCAGAAGGUGAGCAAAGAAACAUAUACCAUGGCCACAGCUCCGCAUCCUGAGACAGGAAGGCUUGUGCCAUCCAGCUCCCGCAAGCCCCGCAUGACAGAGGUUCACCUCCCUUCGCUGGUUUCCCCGGAAGGCCAGAAAGAUCUAGCUAGAGUGCAGAAGUCAGAAGAGAAGCGAGGGAAGCCAGAGGAAGACGCUCCUGCCUGCAAGAGAGGGGAGCCAGCGAGGAUCAAAAUCUUCGAAGGAGGGUACAAAUCAAACGAAGAGUAUGUAUAUGUGCGAGGCCGCGGCCGAGGGAAAUAUGUUUGUGAGGAGUGUGGAAUUCGCUGCAAGAAGCCCAGCAUGCUGAAGAAACACAUCCGCACCCACACUGACGUCCGGCCCUAUGUGUGCAAGCACUGUCACUUUGCUUUUAAAACCAAAGGGAAUCUGACUAAGCACAUGAAGUCAAAGGCCCACAGCAAAAAGUGCCAAGAGACAGGGGUGCUGGAGGAGCUGGAAGCCGAAGAAGGAACCAGUGAUGACCCAUUCCAGGACUCAGAAGGGCGAGAGGGCUCGGAGGCCGUAGCGGAGCACCAGUUUUCAGAUCUGGAGGACUCAGACUCGGACUCAGACCUGGAUGAAGACGAGGAUGAGGACGAAGAGGAGAGCCAGGACGAGCCACCCGGACUGGCCUCAGAGGCGCCCCUGCCUGGCCCGCCAGCCACGCUGCCGGCAGACUCCUCCCCCGGCCCGGGCCCUCGGCCCCCAGACGCCACCUCUGGCGACCAGGCCACACGGGGCAGCUCGGGCUUGGACGCUGAGGGCUGGGCAGCUGGCAGCUGUCCCACGUCCAGCCAAAGUAUCCUGUGCCUGCCCCGACUGGGACCGGCCCCUUCGGGCCCCCUCGAGAAGGACACAGGCUCGGCCCUGAGCUCCAAGGCUGUGUCCCCAAGGAGGCUGUGGUCCCCAAGCAAAGAAGCAGGCAGCCGCCCAGCACUCACCCACAAACACUCACUAACUGAAAGCGGCUCAUCCCCACAGCGACACUCACCGGCCGGAGAGUCACAGGCCUCAGCCCCAAGCCCGCUGGGCCCCCAGAGAGGCCCUCUCCCCUGCGGGUCUCCAAGACUCGAGCUGUCUCCUCUCACCCCCCACCCCCUGGGAAGGGAACUGCCCCCUCGAGUGCAUCCACCCCCUGAGCGCCAGGGGGCCCCAGAUCCGGGCACCCCCAGACACUCGCCCACCAGGAGACGGUCCCCGGGCCAGGCCGAGUCACCACCACGGUCAGCGCUGCCAGGGAAGUGGGCCUUGGCUGGGUCAGCGGGCGAGCGCGGCCCAGGCUCAGGGCUGGCCCUGCGGGCUCUCUACCCGCCCGCGCCUCUACCUCACAAGCUUCUCGGCAGAAGCCCCGAGACCUGCGCCUCCACGUGGCAGAAGGCUGCAUCCCGGAGUCCCUCCUGCUCACCUGGCCCUGCGCAUCCUCCCUCCUCCCGACCCUGCUGGGCCCCCCAUGACUUCCACGGCCACGCCCCAGCCCGGACAGAGGAGAACAUCUUCAGCCACCUCCCUCUCCACUCCCAGCAUUUGCCCCGUGCCCCGUGCCCCCUGAUUCCCAUCGGCGGGAUCCAGAUGGUGCAGGCCCGGCCGGGGGCCCACCCCACCCUGCUGCCAGGGCCCACCACCGCCUGGGUCAGCGGCUUCUCCGGAGGUGGCAGUGACCUGACAGGGGCCCGGGAGGCCCAGGAGCGAGGCCGCUGGAGUCCCACCGAGAGCUCGUCGGCUUCCGUGUCCCCUGUGGCUAAGGUAUCCAAGUUCACACUCUCAUCGGAGCUGGAGGGCAGGGACUACCCCAAGGAGAGGGAGAGGACGAGUGGGGGCCUGGGCAGACCUCCUGACUGGGAGCCCCGAGGGGCUGAGGUGCCCGCAGAGCCCGUGCCCACCCACAGCCCCCGCACCCCACCCGAGGCCUCACCCCGGCUGUCCCAUGGCCACAGGCCAGAAUCCUGGACCCCCCGCUUGGAGUCACCACACACGCUGGCCAACCCCGCGGCCUCUGCCGCCUCGCCCCUGGACCGCAGCAGUUCCGUAGGCUGCCUAGCAGAGGCCUCCGCUCACUUCCCAGCCCGGAGGAGAAACCUCUCCGGGGAACCCAGGACCAGUCAGGGCUCCCCUGAGCCCUCAGGAAGUGGGGGGCCUGGGGCACUUCCACAUCAGCCCAAGGACAGGCGCCCCCCAAGCACUUAGCCUCUCCUCGACAGCUUCAGCAUCUGGCUUCCGGUGUUCCGCAACAGCCGUUUCCAGCCAGCUUCCUCGAAUCAUCUCGCUCUCAUGGGCUCCCUUUCCCGUCUGUCCGUCUGUCCAAGCAGCUUCUGCUCAGCUCCCAACUGUUCUGUCUUCCCACGUUUGCAGUUACCUGUGCCUUUUUCUAUACCUUUUGUUGCUUGAAAAGAAACAAAACACACGCACACAUAAAAAAAAAAAAAAAGCCCAUGAGGAGUUGGAGGCUGUUAAUAUUUUGUGCUUUUUUGAGAAAGGGUGCAGGUGGGGGCCUCACCCUGGGCCACUGAGGUCUGCAGCCACCCCCUACCCCCAGGCUGGCAAGAGGUAUCUGUUUGCUGAGGGAAAGGGGGAUGCACUGGAGGAGGGGAAAAAAAAAGCAAGAAACAUUUAAAAACAUACAUUAAAUGUAAAAGCAAGCACUCCUAUGUACAGAUGUUUAUGGUUCCUAUUUAUUGCUGCUUUAUUCCACCCCAACCAGUGACCACCCUCACUGCCGGCAGAAGGGUCAGCGGCCCCAGGCAGAGGGACACAGGCAGGGGAACGCCACUCAUCCUCCAUGGGCAGACCCAGAAAACCCCAACUUUCUUGUUCCCGGAAAAGGAAAAUGUUACCUUUCCUAGGAUUUCAACACAAAUUAUAGGAGCAGGUAGAAGGUAGGUGCAUGUUGGUUUCCCCAGGACUCCCUGAUAUCCAGGGGGUCCGAGUCAUGGACCCCUCCUGGCAUCCUGACAAACCCCCCAGGCCCCCCACCCUGCACCCCUCCCCUCUACCCCCUACCCCCAGCCCCUAGGCUGCCAAAGGAAUCCUGACUGUUCGUCUCUUAGAUCCUGAGCACCUGACUGAGACCUUGCUCCAGGGACCCAGCUGCAAGCUGCCUCCCUUAUUCUAGAAACUACCCACAAGGCUGAAGUGACAGGGCCCAACCCUUAGGGGUCAAGAUCCAAGGUGCAUUGCCUUGCCAUUUCUGAGGUUUGGGGCUUGGGUUUCGUUUCACAUCUGGUCCCUCAGGUUCAAAGGGCCCUAAUUCCUCCAUGGCCCCGCUUUCCCAGUGUUCAGCACCGGAAGUUUACAGGGACCUGUUUCUGGACCCCUUUCAGUAGGACUGGAUCCCGCCCCCGCCAUCCCCACCUUACACACUGUCAGGCCUCCACUACUUCCAGGAAGUACCUAAAACCAUGAUUGGUGGGAACUGCCCAGAGCUGUUUUUAAAUCUCUUUAAAAAAUCACACACACACACACACACACACACACACACACACACACGCGCGCGCGUGCGCGCAUAAAAGAGAGGAUGGUGUUUGGUACUUCUCCUACUUCUCCUAGCCUCCUCAGAUUCUCUUGACCUAGAAGAACUGUCCUAAGCCCAUUGAAUUCUUCUCCAAAUCAAUCAGUACUAGCCUCCCUCAUUCCUGCCUCCUCCUUCAAGAAGCCUUCCUAUACUUUCUGGAACAAAAACCCCGCUUUGUAAGAAAAAUUAUAUGACCAGAAAUUAAAAUCCCACAUUGAUAUAUAGAGCUUUUGUUUACCCUGUCCUGGGAGAGCUGGGUUUUCUUCCAACCUUUCAGAAUUUUUUUUCUUUAGUUUCUCCAAGGGGGAGAGAGCACAGGGACUAUGGUCCUGGCCCACUCAGGUGAGGUGUGGAUGCCACGUUACAGAGCAGGGGACUCUCUGACCACUCCCCUGUCUUCAGCCAGGCCAUGUGAAUCCUGGGCCUGGGGCCCCCUGAGCUGGUGAAGUUGUUUAAGGGGGACCCUGGCUGAGGCCACAAUUCCCUCCUCUGUCACUUCAGGGUCUUUCUCUGCUUGGCCUCUGCCGACUAGACUAGCCAGUUGCAGGUUCACCUCAGACCACUGUCUUGUUUCCCUUGGGCCUCUCUCAGAGCUAAGACACAAAGUGAUCAAGAGGGGAGGGCACCCCCUGGGGGUCUGCUGGGCUCUGGGGUGCUUGGGGUGAGGUUAGCCAGCAGUGCUCAGCUCCCUGGCCUGGAGUCCAGGGCUCCCGCCCGUCCUGGGAGAAGGCCAGCAAGCCCAGUCUUGACCAUAUGGGCACUAUUUUGGCCUCACAGGAAGUGGGAAGGUACUGGGGUCUAGUGGUAGCCCAGCCUUUUCUCGCCUUUACCUCUCAGCCCUACCCGGAGAGACUUCUAGCCCUGGGGCCCGGGAGCUGGAUAAAGAGCAUCACUUCAGGCCAGGUUUGAAACCUUCCCAGGCAAGGUCUCCCAGCCUAGACUUACCAAGUAGCAGACAGGGAGCUCUGCUAGGUGAGCCCCUGACCUUGGGGGUGGGGCUCCCCUGUUUGCAGACAGUGUGCCUACUGAGGUCUCCUUCCUGGAAGACCCAGUCACAGACAAUGUGGCUGGCAGGUGAACGUCUUCAAAGCCACUCAGGCCCACAGGCACAAGCAGAGGGGACAGGGACCAGGUCACCAGAGAGCCGUUUCUCAGUAACAGGGACAUGAUGCACAAACAGAACCUGGCCAGUGGGCUGCUGCCCCACACAGCUGCCCAGAGGGAUAGAAUCAAUGCCACCAGCCUGGGACAUAUGUCACCGGGCACAGUGCUAACCCCUUCUGUCCCUGCUCCGAGCACAGAGACCCCAGCACGCACGCACGCGCGCGCACACACACACACACACACACACACACACACACACACACACUCCUCCAUAAUUUUAGAAAAAGACUCUCAAUCCCUACCUCCCCAGGGACCCCUGUCCCACUCCCAACCACGUCCAUAUUUACAGUUUGCCUGUGAGCCUGCUGUUCCUGCUCAGGGAGGCAGAACAGAAAGCAGUGCUGAUUGGUUGCCAUAGACACCUGUUGACGCUCUGCCAAAAGGUGCUGGCCGGCCAUUCCUUGGUAGCACUGGCCCACUCUGGUCCUUGGGUGCCAGCGGUGUGGUACGAAACAGACUGCAGAGGAUUCAGAGCUGGCCCUCGCCUUCCGUUGGGGACUCCAAGACACUUAGCCCCAGGCCUCCCCUCCAGGAUCCCCUUCACCCUCAACGAGUUCAGGGUCACUCUGAGUACUAACCUCGUUCCCCUCCGAGGCACCUUUCCCCAGGCCCUCCACCCUUGGCUUAUACUCUGGCCCAACCACUGAGACCCUCUAAGAUGCUGACAGCCACAAACUGUCACCUCCAUCCUCCAGACCCGGCAGUUCCUCUGCCUCCCUCUGUGGGAAAACAUCGGAAAGAAUUAGCUUCCUGGUCCCCUUCGCCCCUGUUCCAUUCUCACCCUGCACUUCUGAAUAGGAGCCAGCAAUAUAUCUGAGCUGAACUGCUCUCUAGCCCUUUCUCAGAAGAAAAAAUCCUUCUUAAAGCAAAAGUCCUGCCUUGGAGACAGAUCUGCAGCAUCGACCACGGGGAGAAAGGUCCCAAAGACCUGUCCCUACAAAUUCUGCUUCCGUGUUGUGGCUCCCGUCUGCUGUCCCUUAGAAAACCGCUUCGGCACUUACAAUCACUUUACUAAACCUAAUGUUGAAAAAAAAUAAGAAGAAGAGAAAAGAAACAGAAAAGAAAAAGAAGGUGUAGGCAAAUGUAAGAUACAUGCUCUCUGUAAGAUAAAUAUUUGCCUUUUUGUUUUCUAAAAGGUGUGUGUAUUCUGUAUGUGAAAUUGUCUGUAGAGAGUUUCUAUGUUCUUAAAUGGCAAUACAUUCCAAAAAAAAUCGUACUGUAGAUAUGUACAGCGGCCACACUGGGAUGGGUAGUCUUGCCUGUAAUUUUAUUUAAACUCCAGUUUCUACCCUUGCAUCUUGCAAUGUUGGUAUGGUAUAUAUCAGUGCAAAAGAAAAAAAAAAACUCAAAAAAUCCAUGCAGG